AUGGGAAAGAGGCAAGUGUGGGAAAGAGGCAAGUGUGGUGGGGACGACGACGACGCAAGUGUGGUGGGGACGACGACGACGACGCAAGUGUGGUGGGGACGACGACGACGACGACGACGCAAGUGUGGUGGGGACGACGACGACGACGACGCAAGUGUGGUGGGGACGACGACGACGACGACGCAAGUGUGGUGGGGACGACGACGACGACGACGCAAGUGUGGUGGGGACGACGACGACGACGACGCAAGUGUGGUGGGGACGACGACGACGACGACGCAAGUGUGGUGGGGACGACGACGACGACGACGACGCAAGUGUGGUGGGGACGACGACGACGACGACGCAAGUGUGGUGGGGACGACGACGACGACGACGCAAGUGUGGUGGGGACGACGACGACGACGACGCAAGUGUGGUGGGGACGACGACGACGACGACGCAAGUGUGGUGGGGACGACGACGACGACGACGACGACGCAAGUGUGGUGGGGACGACGACGACGACGACGCAAGUGUGGUGGGGACGACGACGACGACGACGACGCAAGUGUGGUGGGGACGACGACGCAAGUGUGGUGGGGACGACGACGACGACGACGACGCAAGUGUGGUGGGGACGACGACGACGACGACGACGCAAGUGUGGUGGGGACGACGACGACGACGACGACGCAAGUGUGGUGGGGACGACGACGACGACGACGACGCAAGUGUGGUGGGGACGACGACGACGACGACGACGCAAGUGUGGUGGGGACGACGACGACGACGACGACGCAAGUGUGGUGGGGACGACGACGACGACGACGACGCAAGUGUGGUGGGGACGACGACGACGACGACGACGCAAGUGUGGUGGGGACGACGACGACGACGACGACGCAAGUGUGGUGGGGACGACGACGACGACGACGACGCAAGUGUGGUGGGGACGACGACGACGACGACGACGCAAGUGUGGUGGGGACGACGACGACGACGACGACGCAAGUGUGGUGGGGACGACGACGACGACGACGACGCAAGUGUGGUGGGGACGACGACGACGACGACGACGCAAGUGUGGUGGGGACGACGACGACGACGACGACGACGACGCAAGUGUGGUGGGGACGACGACGACGACGACGACGCAAGUGUGGUGGGGACGACGACGACGACGACGACGCAAGUGUGGUGGGGACGACGACGACGACGACGACGCAAGUGUGGUGGGGACGACGACGACGACGACGACGCAAGUGUGGUGGGGACGACGACGACGACGACGACGCAAGUGUGGUGGGGACGACGACGACGACGACGACGCAAGUGUGGUGGGGACGACGACGACGACGACGACGCAAGUGUGGUGGGGACGACGACGACGACGACGACGCAAGUGUGGUGGGGACGACGACGACGACGACGACGCAAGUGUGGUGGGGACGACGACGACGACGACGACGCAAGUGUGGUGGGGACGACGACGACGACGACGACGCAAUGUCGGAGCUGGGCCAGGACGACCGUGCGUGUUCCGGUAGAGCACGCCAGCCCGUGAAGCCACGAGUGUGCGCCCUGCGGCCCGGCGAGUCCCAUUGA
Messenger RNA from Schistocerca americana (American grasshopper), 1587 nucleotides. Its product is annotated as sarcoplasmic reticulum histidine-rich calcium-binding protein. The record is from RefSeq and is a predicted model, not a curated record. The transcript is spliced from 2 exons. Lineage: Eukaryota; Metazoa; Arthropoda; Insecta; Orthoptera; Acrididae. Bases 1 to 1587 code for a protein of 528 amino acids.